Exserohilum turcica Et28A is the source of this 882-nucleotide messenger RNA. RefSeq lists its product as uncharacterized. The coding region runs from base 1 to 882 and encodes 293 amino acids. The record is from RefSeq and is a predicted model, not a curated record. The transcript has a single exon. NCBI's taxonomy places the organism in Eukaryota, Fungi, Ascomycota, Dothideomycetes, Pleosporales, Pleosporaceae.
AUGUCAGGCGCUCUUACUUUCCCCGAGGCUUUUGCUCAAAAAAUGCCAUUGGAGCUCAAACAAAUGGUCUUCAAUCAGAUAGCAAUCGGCGACACCAAUGACAUCGAGAUCAAGCUUGCGGAUGAAUAUAGCCAGACACUUGAAUCACCAGUCCUUGACCUCUUGGCAGACCUGAAGAGGUGGUACCCGGAAGACGUGUACAUUGCAGCCAUAUACUAUUUCACUGGUCUGCAAUUCCGAUGGGUUUUCGUCAGCGAUCACGAGCCGUAUCGGAAACUUUUCAGGAUCUUCCGCAAGCAGAUCCCCAUCGAGGUCAGAGAGCGAAUCAAACACAUCUACCUGCGACGAGUUAGAUUGGCAAGCCUUAUGAAUCAAGUCCAACUGCUUUUCAACAGCCUCCCUCAUUCCGACGAGACACAACUUCCUCAUAUAUCAGACUACCCUCGUUAUCUUCAACCUAUCGUCGAAAAACUCCCGCAGGUCCAGGGCUUAGACAUUUUUCAUGCAAUUUUGCUCGAAAUUCGAAGCGCAAUGCUAUUAUUGCCGCACGCAAUACCCUCGCUCGACAAACUUGACCUUGGUCUUGAGAUAUCCGAUUGUCUGAUCACCCUGCACAGCCAGGGUAAACUUUACAGAUAUUCGCGUUUUAUUAGUCAAGAUACAGGUACGAACGCUAUAGAUGGGCUCGUAAUUACCCUCUCGCCUCUCAAGACCAUUGCCAAUAUAUCUCAACUCAACAUCCGAAUCAUCUGGGACAGCAAUCUUGAGCACGACACCAAGCGUAUCAAGAUCACUGAUAAGAAAGAAGAAUACACAAAGAACUCCGUUAUCAAGGCGUUGCACAAGGAGAUUCCUGCAAAAUCUAUUACUGGUCAUGUCUAG